CGGCUCCGUGCAGCGGGGGGGUCAGGCCGCAGGGCGGGAGCCUCCCGCCGCCCCCCCUCCCUCCCGCCGCAGUGGGAGGUGCCGCGCAUCCCGGAAGAGGUGAUCAGCCACUUCCGCCUGCCCGGACCGGAGCGCCGCUGCCACCAUGACUGCCACGCUGCGCCCGUACCUGAACGCGGUGCGCGCCACGCUGCAGGCCGCGCUGUGCCUGGAAAACUUCUCCUCUCAGGUGGUGGAGCGGCACAACAAGCCUGAGGUGGAAGUCAGGAGCAGCAAAGAGCUGCUGUUGCAGCCGGUGAUCAUCAGCAGGAAUGAGAAGGAGAAGGUCCUCAUUGAGGGCUCCAUUAACUCAGUGCGUGUCAGCAUCGCCGUGAAGCAGGCUGAUGAGAUCGAGAAGAUCUUGUGCCACAAAUUCAUGCGCUUUAUGAUGAUGAGGGCUGAGAACUUCUUUAUCCUGCGCAGGAAGCCCGUUGAGGGUUAUGACAUCAGCUUCUUGAUCACAAACUUCCACACGGAGCAGAUGUACAAGCACAAGCUGGUGGACUUUGUCAUCCACUUCAUGGAGGAGAUCGACAAGGAAAUCAGUGAGAUGAAACUCUCUGUCAAUGCGAGGGCCCGCAUCGUGGCAGAGGAGUUCCUUAAGAAUAUUAAUUGCAUUUCUGGCUUAGGAGAGCUGAGCCAGAGGAACCAGGACUGGGGCAAGCUGAGCCCACUGGUCUCUGCACAGGAGAAGAAAAUCUUCACAGUACAGGGCCCCUACCCCAUCAUUCGCCGUGAGCUGCGAGCCCGGGGCUGGGUGGAGAGGAAGCUCCAUGGCAUGGGCAGACAGCUGGAGCAGCAUCGUGGUGACCAAAACAAGCAGCAGCUGGAGACAGGGCCAAGUAAUUGUGGUGGUGAGCAGAGGCAGGCACUGCUGAACCCACAUGGUGGGGCACAGCCUUUUCUGGGGACUACAGACCCCCUGCACUACCCAUGGCUACCUGCUGAGGAGGAAGAGCAGUGUGAGGAGGACCCCAACAGCAUCCAUGACCUCAUGUCCUACCUGGUGCGGAAUCGGUUGCCAAACUUUAUCUGGACCAACUUCCUUGACGCCACUGAUCCUGAGCUGCUGCAGCAGGACAACGUCGUGAACCACUAUGCCGGGGUGGAUGCGUUCACCACCAAGGAGGGGCUGUGCCUCAGCCUACAAAAGCUGCCAUGGAUUGAGCAAGCUGACCCCAACACCUUCUUCCCCCGGUGCUACCGGUUGGGGAUCAUGGAAGAGCGAGAAGCUUUCAUUGAGGAUUUCCACCUGACAGCAGCACGCAGCCUGCUCAAACUGGCCCUGGAGGAGGCUGGGAACAGGCCAGUGAGGACUCAGCAGGUCCCAAACUCAGCCAAGUGGGGAGCACGGCCAGGCUCCCCCCCGUACCCUGAGCUGGUGGAGGAAGCCCUGGAGGUCUGUAAGCAGCACCUGGGCGUUCUGCAGCACCAGGACAUCGACAGGAGCACCCCGUCGCCCUGCAGGACAUGCAUCGACUGGGACCGCUUCCUGCAGCAAUACUACCGUGUGGCACAUGAGGGGGCAAGGCUAGUACUGACCAACCAGCAGCAGAAGCAGUGCCAGAACCUGCUGCGGCACCUGGCAGAGCAGCUGCCCCAGCUUGACAUGGAGGGCAAGCUCAACGUCUGGAUCCUCAAGCCUGGUGCUAAAUCCCAAGGCAGGGGCAUCAUCUGCACAACGCGGCUGGAGGAGGUGCUGCAGCGGGCAUGGGGCUGCAAAGCACCCUCGGUGCAGGUGGGCAGAUGGGUGGUGCAGAAGUACAUGGAGCGGCCGCUGACCAUUUUUGGCACCAAAUUUGAUAUCCGGCAAUGGUUUGUUGUGACUGACUGGAAGCCACUGACCGUGUGGUUCUACCAAGACUGCUACCUGCGCUUCUGCUCCCGACCCUUCUCCCUGUGUCACCUGGAGCGUGCCAGGCACCUCUGCAACGUCUCUGUCCAGAAGUGGUACAAGACAUCACCAGACCAGGACAUUCGUGUGCCCCACGACAAGAUCUGGUCAAACAAGCAAUUCCAGGAAUACCUGGCACAGCUCGGGCAGGCAGAUGCCUGGCACCAGGUGUUGGUGCCUGGCAUGAAGGCAGCGAUCCUGAGCGCUCUGCGCAGUGCCCAGGAGCAGGUGCGCUUCCACAAGGGCAGCUUCGAGCUCUACGGGGCUGACUUUCUUGUUGGGGAAGACUUCCAACCCUGGCUGCUGGAGAUCAACUCCUGCCCCACCAUGAGCCCCUCCUCGGCAGUGACCCGACAGCUCUGUGCCAACGUCCAGCGGGACACGCUGUGCCUCGUGCUCGACCGCAAGGACAAUCCCACCUGUUCCAUUGGAGCCUUUGAGCUCAUCUACAAGGAGGCAGCUGUGCCCAAGCCUCUGUCAGUGCGUGUGAAGCUGAUGGUCAAAGGCUGUUCCUUGAAGAAUCCACAGCAAGCCCAGGACCAACCACCCACCCCUGUGGCCAAUGCCCUCCACUACCUUGUGUCCCCAGGGGCCAGAGCCACCCAUGUACCCAGGCGAGCACAGCGUCAAUCCCUCACCGUUGUGCCUUGUGCCCCCAAGCUCUCCCUGUCAGCAGGAGGCAGAACCACCCAGGUGCCUCAGAGAGUAUGGCCUCGAUUUCCUCCAAAGGUGCUGAGUUCUUCCAAGUCAUCUGUGUCCCCAUGGGCUAGAACCACCCAGGUGACCCAGCCCCGAACAGCAACAGGGAAGCUGCCUCCUCUGGAGCAACCGCUCCAGAGCCACUACUCUUCCCCUAGCUCUGAUGCCUCAGCACCACCAAAGCCUCGGGCCUCAUCUGCUGGGAGCCAGGGGCUGCCAUGGCUCGGUCUGCUGCCUGGGCAGCCCCAGCCUGCAAAGCCCCGGAUCAGUGGCUGUUCCCAGGAGUGGGUGCCUGUGCCACCACCCCGGGGAACCCCCAGCAACCCCUGGCUAUCUCAGGGUUAUGCACGCUCCUUCUCUCCUGCCAAGCCCCUGCAACAACCUCUAUCUGCACAGAGCACCAGGACCCUGUGCCUGGAGCAGAAGCACACAGCAGCUCCCAAUGGUAUGCAGAAAACUGAGACCCCCCCAGGAGUGGACAGCACUCUGCCUGUCGUUGCUGACUCAACACAGCAGCACGUGGCUACCUCUCAUUUCCAAAAGCUCCCAUGCUGUGCCGUGGUACCCACCUCCUCCCUCAGGCGUGCUUUAAAAUAAUUUGUUGAUAAGGA
Molecule: messenger RNA, 3243 nt
Organism: Prinia subflava (tawny-flanked prinia)
Lineage: Eukaryota; Metazoa; Chordata; Aves; Passeriformes; Cisticolidae
Product: tubulin tyrosine ligase 3-like
Exons: 14
Coding region: 146-3229 (1027 amino acids)
Biological process (GO): actin filament polymerization; cilium movement; Arp2/3 complex-mediated actin nucleation
Cellular component (GO): axoneme; microtubule cytoskeleton; actin cytoskeleton
Molecular function (GO): protein-glycine ligase activity, initiating
Source: RefSeq, a predicted model, not a curated record